AAUAACGAGUUUGUUUUAAAACACGUGUUAUAUAUAAUUUCUCGUUUGGUUUUAAAGUGUUUCUUCUUUGACUGAACUGUUUUUAAGAACUAAUUUUCUUAUAGUUGUUGAGUUAUUGACUUAUUCAAAAUGCUUCACCACCAAGUGAAGAAGGAUAAUCAUCACUUAUCUGCCUGGGACUGAUUUGUAAUUCUAGUCUGCAGACAAUAACAUGGUCCUGCUUUAAAAUCACUGGUCUUUAGAGCAAUGCUUAUUUGGUUCUUUUAAACGAUUUGUUCUUUGUCUGAAUCUAAUAAGAAAACAAUAAAAAACAAAUUUUCUUAUAUUUGCUGAGAAAGCAUAAUAAAUCUUGUGUAAUCUGUCUGCAGUGCAUUAAUAAAAAAAAUAAAAUAAAAUGUGUGGCAUUUUGCAGAUGUAGAUUUUAUACUCUAGUCUCUGGUUUCUGUGUUAGAAAACAUCUGUGCUGAGUGACACCAGUACCAGGUUUAACAGUUAACAAAAGAGAAAUUUAGUACAAAAGUGACAGAUCCUAAAUUGCAGUCCAUUAUUAAAAAUCCAUAUCGACACAGUAUUUGUAAUAUAACUUGCAUGCUUUCAUCUGUUAUUUCACAUUUGGAAAUAUUUGAGAUUGUCUGUAAGGUGGUGCAAGUGACACAGUUUUAAUACAGUGCAUUUUGCAAAUUAGCCCUAAAUUCAGUGUCCCACUCAAAAAUAAAUCAGUGUGUGAGGCGAUAUAUUACUAAUGUCAUAUUAAUGUCUAAGAAAUAUGUCAUUUUUAAACUCCAUAUUACUUCACAUAAUCUGAAGAACUGACUGGCACUAUGCACUGUUGCUGUGUUUACUGGCAUUCCAGUGUUCAUCUUGGCUGACAAAUAAACUGGCAUUUUUGAAGGAGGGAAAUGAAAAAGAUGCAGUUCUUCAAUUAACGGGCUACUUCCCUCACACAGCUUAUCAUGUAGUUUUAACAGCGUGUUUCUUUUUUAUUUGUCUUGAAGGGAACAAACAGGGUCAUCUGUAACGAAAUCAUUAAUAAAAGACAAGAAACUUUCAAGUCUUACAAUUGAAAAAAAAAUUGAAGCACACUAGCAUAAUUUUCCAAAUUGUCAUUCAGGGAUCAAUAUAGUGGAGAAAAAAUGAUUACCAAAUGCUGGAUGCUGUUGUUCUGUCUGUUUUGCCAUGAUGAGGUCCAGCUGGCUGAACAUAAACCCAUCUGGAUGACACGGCAGUUUCCUUGUGAUGUCAUAUCCAACAAUGCUUCAAAUACGGUCAAAUUUGACUGUAAAGGCCGCCAUCUAGAGGAAGUACCAAAAGGUAUAACUACUAAUGCCACUGAUCUAGACUUGUCAGAAAAUGUCAUUAGGAGUAUUAAAGCUGAUUCACUCUCUAAUCUGCUGAAUCUGGCACAUCUGAAUCUCAACUGGGCAAACAACACCAAGACUGAUUAUGGAUGCCGAGCACUGAAGAUCGCUGAAAAUGCUUUCAAAAAUCUGACAAAACUGAAGCAACUACGACUGAGCGGCAACUGUCUGACUGAAAUUCCACGCAAUCUCCCCCACAGUGUGGAAAGACUUGAGCUAAACAUUAACAAAGUUAAUAUGGAUAAACUGAACAAUAGCUUUAUUGGCUUGCAAAACAUGAAAAUGCUGUUGUUAUCUAAAAACUGCUACUUCCGCAACCCUUGUGGGAAGUCUGUCGCUAUCAGCGAAAACACUUUUGCACUACUGAAAAAACUGAAAUACCUGGACUUGUCUUAUAACAACUUAACCCAUGUUCCUAAAGGACUACCCCAGUCAAUUACAAUCUUACGUCUGGAUACCAACAAAAUAGAGAACAUAUAUAAAGAUGAUUUUCAAGGGUUAGAAAAUAUCAAAUUCCUUGAUAUACAAGGCAACUGUCCAAGAUGUCACAAUGCUCCGUACCCUUGUGUUCCUUGCCCUAACGGUUCUAUUGACAUACAUCCUGAU
Messenger RNA from Haplochromis burtoni (Burton's mouthbrooder), 1964 nucleotides. RefSeq names its product toll-like receptor 7. Gene Ontology annotation, molecular function: pattern recognition receptor activity; protein binding. Gene Ontology annotation, biological process: canonical NF-kappaB signal transduction; defense response to virus; positive regulation of interleukin-6 production. The transcript has 2 exons. The record is from RefSeq and is a predicted model, not a curated record. Lineage: Eukaryota; Metazoa; Chordata; Actinopteri; Cichliformes; Cichlidae. Gene Ontology annotation, cellular component: plasma membrane. The annotation marks the transcript as partial.